AUGACCGUCGUCUAUACACCACUCCUCGUCUUGGGUCGGGAGAACUUAGACUGGGAUCACACAGAUGGUAGGGGUGAUCUCUUGCUUCCCACGUUAGGACUCGCUUUACCCGUCUUUCCCGGUGAUGUUGUGUUCUUCCAGCCAGGGCUCCUACCUCAUCGAGUGGUGGCUCUCAAGCCAGAAGAUGCCAAGAAACGAGUGGUGAUCACCAUGUUCACCUGCGAGCCUACAACGGAUUACUUGGACAUGCAAGGAAUCAUGUUACCCCGUAAGAGGUCCUGGAAGCCGAGGUCAGGGCAGGAUACUUGUCCCAAAUGUGAUAAGACCUACAAGGAUCUCCUCGAUCACAUCAAGAAGAAACACGUGAGAGGGUUAUCCUACCACCGUAAACGAUACCCCAGUCAUCAUGUGUAA
Molecule: messenger RNA, 414 nt
Organism: Kwoniella botswanensis
Lineage: Eukaryota; Fungi; Basidiomycota; Tremellomycetes; Tremellales; Cryptococcaceae
Exons: 2
Coding region: 1-414 (137 amino acids)
Source: RefSeq, a predicted model, not a curated record